UUCGUAUAAGACAAAGACUUGUAUAAGUUACGAGAACCUUUGUAAAAGGCAGUUGAAGAAAAAAAAAAGGUCACGUUUAUAUACACGUGCUUGUAUAUAUACAAGACGUGAAGAUAACGAUAGAUUAGACUAUAGACACGUCCGAUCACUGAUCGAUAGAGGAGAAGAAUGAUAUUCUAUUGUUUGUUCUUAUAAGUUUAUUAUCAUUUUUUUCUCUCAUUCAUAGGUACACAAUAUGCAAGUCGUCUUGUAAAACAGUUUUCACCAAAAGGAAAAAUUACUCUUGAAAUAGUACAAGAUCUUCAUAUUCCUGUUGAUGAAUUAUUACAUGAAUUUUCCAAUCAUAAUUCACAUUUAUCAAAUAAACUCGUUUUUUAUUGAGCUGGUGUCGACAAUGGAUCAUUUCAAAAAGUACUUGAUCAUGAAUUACGAGCUAUUAAACGAGCCUGUACAGAUUUAUACGGUCAUAAUCAAUUGCCUAAAAUUUGUUUUGUUGUUAAAAAGCGUCACAAUACUCGAUUUUUUCUUUGGAAUAAAAAAUUCAAUCAAACAAAUAACAUUCAACCAGAUAUUCUUUCACGGAAUGGUUUCGAUUUCUAUCUUAAUUCUCAUGCAGCUAUACAAGGUACAUCAAGACCAAUACUUUAUCAAAUUUUACACGAUGAAAUCGGUUUUAUAUCGGACGAUAUUCAACAAUUGGCAUAUUAUUUAUGUCAUACUGUUGUUCGAUGUAUCAAAUCUGCAGCUGUGCCAACACGCGUUCAUUAUGCAGCAGAUUGUGUAGCACUUGGCCUUAACCUUGAGCAUGAAGGACAUAUAGCAAAUGAUCAACAAAGUAUUGUAGCUUCGGAAUUCGACGAAUACUUGUUCGAUGAGAAGGAUGGUGUCGUUACUUUAGAUGAUGUUCAAACAAUUAAAAUCGAUUUUCAUCCAUUAAUUGAAAACACAAUGUGGUUUGCAUGA
Rotaria sp. Silwood2 is the source of this 963-nucleotide messenger RNA. Lineage: Eukaryota; Metazoa; Rotifera; Eurotatoria; Philodinida; Philodinidae. The record is from the annotation of a GenBank genome assembly.